Messenger RNA from Castor canadensis (American beaver), 2284 nucleotides. It is a transcript of the gene Slc19a1, whose product is annotated as solute carrier family 19 member 1. The record is from RefSeq and is a predicted model, not a curated record. Gene Ontology annotation, cellular component: plasma membrane; apical plasma membrane; basolateral plasma membrane. NCBI's taxonomy places the organism in Eukaryota, Metazoa, Chordata, Mammalia, Rodentia, Castoridae. Gene Ontology annotation, molecular function: folate:monoatomic anion antiporter activity; methotrexate transmembrane transporter activity; folic acid binding. Gene Ontology annotation, biological process: folate transmembrane transport; methotrexate transport.
UUGCGCGGGACUCCGAGCGCGGCCUCCCGCCGAGCCAGGUGGAGUGUCUGUCACCUUCCAUCCUUUGGAGGGUCACCUGAGAGCCUGGCUAGCAUGGUGCCCUCUGGCCAGGCAGUGGAGAAGCAGGUAUCUGAGGAUCCUGGACCUGGUCGUGAGCUCCAGUCAUGGCGGUGCCUGGUGUUCUUCCUAUGCUUCUAUGGCUUCAUGGCGCAGAUGCGGCCCGGGGAGAGCUUCAUCACGCCCUAUCUCCUGGGGUACAGUAAGAACUUCACGCAGGAGCAGGUGACCAACGAGAUCACGCCAGUGCUGUCCUACUCGUACUUGGUGGUGCUGGUGCCGAUGUUCCUGCUGACUGACUACCUGCGCUACAAGCCUGUGCUGGUGCUGCAGGGCCUAAGCUUUGUGUGUGUGUGGCUGCUGCUGCUGCUGGGCACCUCGGUGGUGCACAUGCAGCUCAUGGAGGUCUUCUACAGCAUCACCAUGGCCGCCCGCAUUGCCUACUCCUCCUACAUCUUCUCCCUGGUGCACCCCUCCCGCUAUCAGCGCAUGGCCAGCUACUCACGAGCUGCCGUGCUGCUGGGGGUCUUCACCAGCUCCGUGCUGGGCCAGCUGCUGGUCACUGUGGGCCGGGUGUCCUUCACCACUCUCAACUACAUCUCCCUGGCCUUCCUCAUCUUCAGCCUGGGCCUCGCUCUCUUCCUGAAGCGCCCCAAGCGCAGCCUCUUCUUCAACCGCAGCGACGCGACGGUGCGUGAGGCCUCGCCCAGCGAGCUGGACCAGAUGCACCCGGAUCCCGACCAUCCGGAGCCUGGGAAGCUGGGACGCAUGCUGGGCACCUGCAGGGACUCCUUCUUGGUGCGCAUGCUGCGUGAGCUGAGGGAUAGUGCGCGGCGGCCGCAGCUACGCCUCUGGUCCCUCUGGUGGGUUUUCAACUCGGCCGGCUACUACCUGAUUGUGUACUACGUGCAUAUUUUGUGGAACGUGGUGCGUCACACCUCCGACAGCUCACGGGUCUACAACGGAGCAGCCGACGCCGCCUCCACACUGCUGAGCGCCAUCACAUCCUUCUCUGCAGGCUUUAUGAAGAUCCGCUGGGCCCUGUGGUCGAAGCUGGUCAUUGCAGGAGUCACGGCAGUGCAGGCCGGGCUGGUCUACCUCCUGUACAGCACUGAUGAAAUCUGGCUCUGCUACAUGGCCUUUGUGCUCUUCCGGGGUGCCUACCAGUUCCUCGUGCCCAUCGCCACUUUUCAGAUCGCGUCGUCCCUGUCCAAAGAGCUGUGCGCCCUGGUCUUCGGGGUCAACACAUUCUUCGCCACCAUUCUCAAGACCUCCAUCACACUCGUGGUCUCUGACAAGCGGGGCCUGGGCCUCCCAGUCCGCUUGCAGUUCCUCAUCUACUUUGUGUACUUCGUGGUGCUGUCUGUGAUCUACUUUGCGGGGGCCAUGCUGGAUGGCCUGCAGCACUGCCGGCGGGGCCGUCACCAGCCAUUGCCCCUGGUGCAGGAACUGAAGAGCCCCUUAGAGGAGAAGACUGUGCAGGUGCUGAGUGGGCAGGACGGGGGCCUGGGUGACCUGCAGCUCUCAGCCCCACCACUGUCCCCAAGUGACAGCGCGGAGGACAGCAUGGGGGCCUCCAAAUCCGAGGCCAAGGCCUGACCAUCCUGGCCUAGCCAAGUGGACAGAUUCCUGACUUGGAAGCAGCCCCUCCUGUCGGCACUCCAUCCUCACCCCCCUGAGCCCAAUAUCACAGGUGUGACAUGUCCCAACCAGCACCAUGUGAAUCCCAGAGCUUGGACUGUGAACAGUAACCUGCGGGACCUUUCUGGUGCUUUGCAAGGACCCUCAGUGUGUCGCCAGGACCCAUAUACCUCAGGGACCACCUGCCUUAGUUUGUCCUGCUGGUAGCCUUUGAACACCUGUUUCUCAGCCUGCUUCACAAUCCAGCAGUGACUGGAGCCUGCUGGUGACACUCAGGGCAGCUGCCUGGCUGAGGCCUGGACACCAGGCCACUGUGUGCCUGGGUUGCCUUUUGCUUGCCAAGAGCCCAGUGGUGGGGUCUCCUGUGUCCACCAAGCCUCUCUGUCCUCAGCCCCUUGGGAGGCUGGAGGCAAAUCCUGUCUGAACCUGGGGACUGGUGGAGUAGCCCAGACACAAGCCAGGGCCCGCUGCUCUGGGCCCUCCAGGGCAGUGAGAAUCCACCCCGGGCCCCUGGCUAAACUGUGACACUAAGCCGUCCUGGGUGGUUGCAUGUUUGGGCGAUGAUUUUUUUUAACUGACAUAAAAU